CGCCAAUCAGACUCGUCCUCCAGAGUCCAGACCGAUCUCCCGAUUCCCGAACCAAACCGGGACCGGGCGGCAUCCUCCGUCUCGUACCGACCCCCGCACCGCCAAACCCUAGUCCACGGCGGCGAGGCGACCUUGCGACCUCCGUUCCUCUGCGCUCCGGCUGAGUUGCUGAUUUGGGAUAAUCCUGUUCUCUCUGAGUGAAUCAACAUGUCUGGGAAUGAUGAUAAGCCACAUGCUGCUGCAGACAGAAUAAAGGCAGCCACGUUAUCAGUGGCUAAGGGAUUAAGCAGGGCUCAAGCUGAACGGGCUGCGACUGCUGCUGCCCGCAAUGUGAAUGCCUAUGGGCAGAAGGAAGAGGGACCAAGCCGCUGGCAGGAGAGGAAGGAAGCCAAGAGACAGAUGUAUCUGAUGAGUACAGAGAAGGCUGCGAAGCUGGGCACUGUGAAGCCAAAAGCUUCAGAAACUUCUUCUGUUGGCGCAUAUACCCAAUGCCAGAAGUGUUUCCAGCAUGGUCACUGGACAUAUGAGUGCAAAAAUGAGCGGGUGUACAUAUCACGGCCCUCAAGAACGCAGCAGCUUAAGAACCCCAAGCUGAAGAAAAGCGUACCGGUUUCUUAUCAAUUUGAGAAUCCUGAUAUUAUAAAGGAGAAGGAAGAGGAGCAGAAGAUGAUGAAAGAAAAGCAGAAGAAGGAGAAAGCCGAAAGAAAAAAGGGAAAGAGUAAGAGGAAGCAUCGAUCGCCGAGUGAUUCAGAUAGCAGCAAUAGUGCUGCUUCGGUGUUCGACUCUGACUCUGAAUCAUCGGGCUCUGAGUACUCUUCCGGAACCAGUUCAAGCUAUAGUUCCUCAGACUCUGAAGACAAGAAGCGGCAACACAGAAGGAAGCAGAAGAAGAGAAGGCACAGGAGGGACAGCACAUCAUCAGCAUCUUCUGAAUCUGAGUCUGCGUCAGACAGUGAUUCGGAUGACAAGAGCAGCCGGAGGAAGAGUAGAAGAAGGGGUGGUAGGCGCUGAAUCUAAUGAGCUGCACAAAGCAGUGUGGAUGUUGAAUAUCAUCAUUAUCAUUAUAUACUUGUGUUCAAUUCAUGAAUAACUUUUCGUCAUCAUCAGACCAUGUGCUGGGCUUUGCCAAUCGAAGAAACAAAUGUAGCAUUUGCUUUCCUGAAUGCUAGUACCGAUGUUUUUCCCUGUACGAAGAAGCACUUGGGAGCUUUUAGGUGUUCCUAUUCUAUGAUCUUUGUGUAACGAUAUUCAUCUAUGGAUUUCUAAGUUUGGUGUGUUCGUGUUCC
This is a messenger RNA of Zea mays, 1286 nucleotides long. RefSeq lists its product as uncharacterized. The coding region runs from base 208 to 1011 and encodes 267 amino acids. The transcript is spliced from 2 exons. NCBI's taxonomy places the organism in Eukaryota, Viridiplantae, Streptophyta, Magnoliopsida, Poales, Poaceae. The record is from RefSeq and is marked provisional.